GGCCUCCGCACGUGCCAGCCUGCCAACAUUUAAAAGUGCGUCCAGACGAGCGAACGGUUUAUUUGGUACAAACUACGUUCUUGCUGCAGUCCGACCGGAAGAAAAGGUUAAAAUGCUGCCGGACGCCUUUGGCUGCUCAGUGGCCAACAGGUUCGGGAACCUUCUGGAUGACGAUGCCGACCCGUUCGACCUGAUCAGCGAAGCAGAAACCGAGAAGGAGAAGAAGAGGAGGCAGAAGAAGAGAGGAGGAAAAGAAAUGUAAACAGAAAAAAUCUGGACAGAAAGAGACCCAGAAGGACAGGCGUGUCCCCGUCCCCGUCUCCGUAGAAGACCCAAUUCCGGUGCGCAAGCAAGGGGCACACGGCAUACUGGCUGAGAGCAACAGCAGAGGAGUACAGAGGGGCAUGAGGAAGGCUGCUGUCGGACAGUAUAGGACCAACCAGGAUCAAGAGGACUACCCACAAGAGUCUGCUUUCUCAAAGACUUGGUUUAAUGCCACCUAUGACACCAGAAGUAGAGGGGGCACCAGAGCUGGGAGAGGACAAAGAGGUGGAGGAGCAGGAUACAACAGGAAUUCUGAAAACUUGAAUCUGAGGGGAAAGAGGGAAUAUGAUAGACACAGUGGAACUGGUGUUUCUCCAGAGGAGAAGAGAGGAGGAAGAGGACCCUGGAACUGGGGCUCUGUUGAGGACACUGCAGGGGAGUUGAUGGAGGUGCCUGAGGUGACAUCCAAUGCCCCAUACAAACCUGAAGAAUCCCAAUCACCAGUAGAUGCUCAGAUCCAAUCUCCAGAAGAGACUGAUACAGAGAUGCUUGUGCAUGUUGCCAUGGAAAUGACCCUAGAUGAGUGGAAAGCACUGCAGGAGUCAAGCCGCCCCAAGGCUGAGUUUAAUCUUCGCAAAGCAGAGAGCAAGAUUCCCUCAAAGGCCAGGGUCAUCCACCAGUCAAAGCGCAAAGAGAACCUGAAGGGAAAUCUGGAAGAGUUGGAAGAAGACGGCAGCUUCCUUCGGAGGUCUGUCAAUGACAUCACCUCCCUUAUGGAUAUCAAUUUUGGGAGUCUGGGACGCCCCAGCCGCGGGGGUCGAGGCAGAGGGGCACAAAGUGGUCUAACUGGACGAUUGGAGCGUGCCAAACCUAAAGUGGAGAUGGAGGGUCUGGCUCCAAACCCAGAUGACCCAGAGGAUUUCCCAGCAUUAACAGGAUGACUUCACUUUCCAUCAGUUACUUUUGCACAGUAAAGGGGGUGCACUUGCAUAUGGAGGUUACACUGUUUCUCUAUUGCAUUUUUGGGUUUUGUGAUGCCAGAUUGCAUUUAAUAUGAAGUCAUUGUUCCAACACAAAUGUAGGAAAAAUAAAUGCUUAUUCAAGUUU
This is a messenger RNA of Thalassophryne amazonica, 1371 nucleotides long. Its product is annotated as intracellular hyaluronan-binding protein 4-like. Bases 405 to 1205 code for a protein of 266 amino acids. The transcript has 9 exons. The record is from RefSeq and is a predicted model, not a curated record. NCBI's taxonomy places the organism in Eukaryota, Metazoa, Chordata, Actinopteri, Batrachoidiformes, Batrachoididae. Gene Ontology annotation, cellular component: cytoplasm; nucleus. Gene Ontology annotation, molecular function: RNA binding. Gene Ontology annotation, biological process: positive regulation of RNA splicing; positive regulation of translational initiation.